UAAGCACUCGCAGUCGGAAAACGUCGUAUUGGCAAUCCUACGUGAUCCGAUAUCUGCCUCGUCUACCUCAUCUAUUACCCUACCGACUAGCUACUGAAGAUGACCGUCCAGGCGCCUCUUCCAAACAAAUGGACCAAGUACUUGGUAGAUGUCUAUGUACAGGGCCACCCGCCAAUCCUGGGUACUGUGGAUAUAAAGACAAUCGAAGAGAAAGCCAGGGAAGCUAUGAAGGACCACAUGGCUGCAUACAUGUACACGUUCGGGAGUGCUGGGACGUGUUCGACGGACCGGGCGAACACAAAAGCAUUUGAGAACUAUAAGUUAGUACCCCGCAUGCUCGUGGAUGUAACCAAUCGGAAUAUAGAGACGACCAUUUUUGGAGUGACAUACCCUUCGCCGCUCUUGGUAGCUCCAAUCGGUGUACAGGGUGCUCUGCAUGCAGAUGGCGAGCUCGCAACAGCAAGCGCAGCGGGCAAAGUCGGUGUCCCCUUCAUAAUGAGCACAGCAUCCUGUCGCUCUAUAGAAGAUGUCGCCAAGGCUAAUGGUCCAAACGGGCAUAGGUGGUACCAGCUCUACUGGCCCCGCACAACUGAGGUCACACUGUCACUGUUGAAACGUGCAAAAGAGAACGGCUUCACUGCGCUCGUGAUCACCUUGGAUACGAUGAUUCUUGGUUGGCGCCCACACGACCUGGGAACCGCGUACCUGCCCUUUGCAUGCGGUGUCGGCAUUCAAGUUGGGACAUCAGACCCGGUGUUCAUGAAACGCUUUGGCCUGCCGCCACGCGAGAAUGAGAGAACAAAGUUCCCAGUCGAACCCGAGAAGAUCAGAAUGGCUGGUCUCGAACAGGGUGACGAAGAAGUCCUGCGCAACAUGUCGCUCGGGAAGGAGUGGUUGGCGGAGGUGAACUCGGGCGCGUUCAGGACGUGGGAUCAAUUGAAGUUUAUUAGAGAUAACUGGGAGGGACCCAUUGUCCUGAAGGGGAUCCAACGUGUUGAUGAUGCAGAAAAGGCAAUUACGCAGGGCAUUGACGGGAUCAUAGUGUCCAAUCACGGUGGUCGGCAAGUUGACGGCGCCAUCGCCUCUCUGGAUGCGCUUGACAACAUAAUGAGGUCCCACGAAGUUCAAGCGGCACAGAAGUCCGGCAAGCUCACUAUCCUGUUCGAUUCCGGGGUGCGAACGGGCAGCGAUGUCCUUAAAGCGCUCGCAAUAGGUGCUCAAGGCGUUCUCAUCGGCCGACCUGCCAUGUAUGGUCUUGCUAUUGCAGGGCAGGAGGGAGUCGAACAGAUCUUGCUGCAAACGAUAUGCGAAAUGCACAUGAACCUUGGUUUGUGUGGGUAUGGCUCUGUCAAAGAUAUCAUCGGGAAGAAGGACGAAGUCCUGGCAACCUUGCAUUACAAAUUGUGAACGUGGAGACUGGUGAUCGGGAACCUGAUAGAAGAUGUGAUUCUCUAUGCCAUGUGAUGUACGAUAUACGGAAUC
This is a messenger RNA of Pisolithus orientalis, 1482 nucleotides long. Its product is annotated as FMN-dependent alpha-hydroxy acid dehydrogenase. The transcript has 7 exons. The record is from RefSeq and is a predicted model, not a curated record. NCBI's taxonomy places the organism in Eukaryota, Fungi, Basidiomycota, Agaricomycetes, Boletales, Pisolithaceae. Bases 100 to 1407 code for a protein of 435 amino acids. Gene Ontology annotation, molecular function: oxidoreductase activity; FMN binding.